UUACGAUUUGUAUCAGGAAGUUGAAGGGGUCAGCUGACUGGAUUGUGUUGUUAUUGAAGAAGUCACUGAACUGGGUGAUAAUAUACAUUUCAUCAUAAUUUCGCCUAAAUUAAUCGAGUUGCUGCAAAGUAUUGCUCACUCCAACCAUGUUGCGGCCAAAAGCAUUGACGCAAGUUCUCAGCCAGGCAAAUACAAGCGGAGUACAAAGCACACUAUUGUUAAACAAUGAAGGGUCUCUUUUGGCUUACUCUGGCUAUGGGGACACUGACGCUCGAGUGACCGCUGCGAUUGCGAGCAACAUCUGGUCGGCCUAUGACAAGAAUGGGCAUCAAGCUUUUAACGAAGAUAAACUCAAAUUCAUUCUGAUGGAUUGCAUGGAAGGCAGGGUGGCCAUUACACGGGUAGCUAACCUACUGUUGUGCAUGUAUGCCAAAGAGACUGUGGGCUUUGGAAUGCUUAAAGCCAAGGCUGAAGCACUGGUGCUUUAUCUGGAGGAACCUUUAACUCAAGUUGCUGCGUCAUAGGGGAAGUCUGGCUGGAGCGUUGUCUUCCAUUUUGUCUCCCCUGAACAUACAUGAACUCUUAAUGCUGAUGUGAAUGCUUUACCUGGUCUUCAUGAACCACUCCAGUCUGUAUGAAUGAACUGAGUAUUUAUCUUCUGAUUUACUAUAUUUAUACUCAAUAUGCUCUAACUUAAUUCUUGAGUUUUUAGUAAUUUGGCCUUUUGUGGCAUGCAGUUCAAAAGUCAAGCUCAUACUUUGUAAGGCUGGCUAGGUACAUCUUUGAGAUUCAAGAGGACUGCUGAAAAUGCUGACACAUUAACGUUAAGGCAUUCACUGUUUACCCUAGUCAGAAUCUUACAUUUGUCUGUUGCUGCCACGCAAUAAAAUGUAUGAUAUCCCUUUGUAACAGGCUAUCCAUAAGUUGUUGUUUUUUUUCCAAUUGAAAAAUCAAUAAAAAACAUCUUCAGGGAUAUGAAAUAAAUAGUUUUAUGUACUUGA
Oncorhynchus gorbuscha (pink salmon) is the source of this 1001-nucleotide messenger RNA. RefSeq names its product ragulator complex protein LAMTOR2. Gene Ontology annotation, molecular function: guanyl-nucleotide exchange factor activity; molecular adaptor activity. Gene Ontology annotation, cellular component: Ragulator complex. Gene Ontology annotation, biological process: positive regulation of TOR signaling; cellular response to amino acid stimulus. The coding region runs from base 147 to 524 and encodes 125 amino acids. Lineage: Eukaryota; Metazoa; Chordata; Actinopteri; Salmoniformes; Salmonidae. The transcript is spliced from 4 exons. The record is from RefSeq and is a predicted model, not a curated record.